Haemorhous mexicanus (house finch) is the source of this 1124-nucleotide messenger RNA. It is a transcript of the gene WHR1, whose product is annotated as serine/threonine kinase 19. Gene Ontology annotation, molecular function: protein serine/threonine kinase activity. The record is from RefSeq and is a predicted model, not a curated record. Lineage: Eukaryota; Metazoa; Chordata; Aves; Passeriformes; Fringillidae. Gene Ontology annotation, biological process: protein phosphorylation; positive regulation of Ras protein signal transduction.
AUGGUUUUGCCCUCAACACCCCCAAAUGGUUUCACCCGCUGCGUCAUCCCUCUGCGCCGGCCUCUGACGUCAUCGCCAUGCGCACCGUCGCGCCGCAGCCGCCGCCGCCGCUUCGGGGACACCGAGGGCGCCCUCGCAGCCAAGCGGCGCCGCCCGGAGCUACCGGGGACCCCGCGCCCCGACGGCAGCCCCGCGGCCGUGGAGGCCGCGCUCGGGGCCGUGGCUGCGCUCUUCCCCCGCCGCCUCUUCGGGGACGCGCUGCCGCCGCUCGUGCUCCGCCACCAGCUCUACGACCUGGUGCGGGACCGGACCGCCGUGGACCGGCACCUGAACCGGCUCCGUGACGAGGGCCGGGUGCGGCUGCUGCACCUGGGGCUGGGCCCGGACACGCUCGGGGUCGUGAGCCUGGAGCUCUACCGGGAGAAGGUGCUGGCGGGCGUGGCCGGGUCCCCCCGGGAGGGGCUCGUCCGGCGCUUCCUGGAGGCCGCGGUGGCCGCGAGCCCCGAGCUGGGCUACGAACGGAGGGGGAUGGGCCAGAGGGGCUUCGGGGACAGCGACAUCACGCAGUUGGUGGCCGCGGGGCUCCUCACCGUGCGCGACGCCGGCAGUUGGUGGCUGGCGGUGCCGGGGGCCGGGCGCUUCGUGCGGGCGCUGCUGAGGGGCCGCCGGGCCGUGCUGUCUCUGGUCCGGCGCUCCCGGCACCGCCAGGUCCCGCUCCGGGAGCUCCAGGGGCUCCGAGCUCCCCCGGGCGCCGCGCUGGGGGUCCCGUUCCUGCUGCACGACCUGCUGGGGGAGGGGCGGCUGCUGCGUGUCCCCAGUGCCGCGGGCCCUCUGCUGCGAUUGGCUGAGCCCUGACCUCUGGCCUCGACCAGACCUUCCUGAGGAAUUCUUCCCCAAAACUUUUGCACUAGGGCGUGGCCAGGCCUGGCCACGCCCAUUUGGGGCGGGACUAAGGCAGAGCUAUUAAAUAUUACCUGCUUUAGCCCCGCCCCCUCGGCAUUCAUCCCCUCCCCCCGCAGGCCGGGGGUGUCCCCGCGCUCGGGGGGGCGGGGAAUUGAAGCCGAGCGCAAUAAAACCCAAAAUCAAUUAAAAAAUAAAUCAAUCAAAUCGCUCAAUUUCCAAAA